Messenger RNA from Serinus canaria (Common canary), 4110 nucleotides. RefSeq names its product CHM Rab escort protein (gene CHM). The coding region runs from base 179 to 2233 and encodes 684 amino acids. The transcript has 16 exons. Gene Ontology annotation, molecular function: GDP-dissociation inhibitor activity. Gene Ontology annotation, biological process: small GTPase-mediated signal transduction; intracellular protein transport; vesicle-mediated transport. The record is from RefSeq and is a predicted model, not a curated record. Gene Ontology annotation, cellular component: cytosol; Rab-protein geranylgeranyltransferase complex; nucleus. Lineage: Eukaryota; Metazoa; Chordata; Aves; Passeriformes; Fringillidae.
AGCUCUUUUCUCAUGGGGAAGCAGAAGAGGAAGUGAAAGUAUUAGAAGACUCGAGUGACAAUAAAACUCAGGAAUCUCCAAAAAUUCAUGUAAUGGGGAUUAUCUUGGUCAGAGGUUACUGGAAACAACCAGACGCAGACUUCAAGGUCAGCUUGCAGCAGGCGCCUCUUUGAGAUUUAUGGAGAUGAAUCUGCCUGUUAUGUAUCCAGGAAGGCCGGGAUGGAGGCAGAGCUCAGGCAGUGGCACUGAGGGUUUGCCUGAGUCCAUUAUUGCAGCAGCGUGUGCCAGAAGUGGCCAGAGAGUUCUUCAUGUGGAUUCGAGAAAUUACUAUGGUGGAAACUGGGCCAGCUUUAGUUUUUCAGGAUUAUUGUCCUGGAUUAAAGAAAAUCAGCAAAAGACAGAUCUCAGUGAUGAAUGUGAGGACUGGAGAAAACUGAUCCUUGAGGAUGAAGAAGCAAUUCCUCUUAGCAGCAAGGAUAAAACUAUUCAACAUGUAGAAGAUUUCUGUUUUGGAGAUCAGGAUUCAGCUGAAGGUGUUGAAGAAGCUGGUGCACUGCCAAAGCUGCCUGUGUUUGGAGCCCCUGCUGCCCAGGGGGAGUCUCCAGGGCCGGAGAAGGAGAGUCCAGCAGUGGAGGGGAUUCCUCUGGCAUCACAGGAGAGUCCAGCAGCAGAGGGGGCUUCCCCAGGGUCAGAGAAAGAGAAUCCAGCAGUGGAGAGCCCUGGAGAGGAGCCACAGAGCCCAGAGGCAGAGCAGGCCCUGGGCUCUGAUGCAGCCAGGGCAGCUGCAGGGGAUGGGGCAGGAGCAGCCCCUGGCAGUGGAGCUGCUCCCAGCACGGCCGCAGGCGACUCCGCUCCGCAACUGGCAAAGACAGAAGCUGCACCCUCGGAAAAUGCUGCCCAAGAACCAAAGAAAAUCACCUAUUCCCAAAUUGUUAGAGAAGGCAGAAGGUUUAAUAUUGAUUUAGUUUCUAAGUUGCUUUACUCCCGGGGCCUGUUAAUUGACCUCCUCAUUAAGUCCAACGUGAGCAGAUACGCUGAGUUCAAAAACGCCACGCGGGUUCUCGCCUUCCGAGAGGGGAGAGUAGAGCAGGUGCCUUGUUCUAGAGCAGAUGUCUUCAACAGCAGACAGCUGACCAUGGUGGAGAAGAGAAUGCUUAUGAAAUUUCUGACAUUUUGUUUGGACUAUGAACAGCACCCCGAGGAGUACCAAGCCUACGAGAGCAGCACGUUUGCUCAGUUCCUCCAGACACGGAAGCUGACCCCCAGCUUGCAGCACUUCAUCCUUCACUCCAUUGCAAUGGUGUCAGAGACUGAGAGCAGCACUCUGCAAGGGCUUCAGGCAACAAAAAAAUUCCUGCAGUGCCUUGGCCGCUAUGGCAACACCCCGUUUUUGUUCCCUCUGUAUGGGCAAGGAGAGAUCCCACAGUGCUUCUGCAGGCUGUGUGCUGUGUUUGGGGGGAUCUACUGCCUCCGUCACGCCGUGCGCUGCCUGGUGCUGGACAGAGCCUCGGGACGGUGCAAAGCUCUUGUGGAUCACUUUGGACAAAGAAUAAGUGCCAACUAUUUUAUUGUGGAAGACAGUUACCUCUCAGAGAGCACAUGCACAAAUGUGUGUUACAGGCAGAUCUCCAGGGCAGUGCUCAUUACAGAUCAGUCUGUACUGAACACAGACUCAGAGCAGCAGGUGUCCGUUCUGACAGUGCCUCCCCUGGAGCCGGGCACGGCGGCCGUUCGUGUCAUCGAGCUCUGCUCCUCCACCAUGACCUGCAUGAAGGACACCUAUUUAGUCCAUCUAACCUGUCCAUCAGCUAAAACUGCAAGGGAAGAUUUAGAGCCUGUUGUACAGAAGUUAUUCAAUCUAAAUACAGAGACUGAAAAUGAAGAACUGGAGAAACCCAGAGUCCUCUGGGCAGUCUACUUCAACAUGAGAGAUUCUUCAGGAGUUGAGAAGAGUUCCUAUUCUGGCUUGCCCACCAAUGUUUAUGUCUGCUCUGGGCCAGACUCUGCUUUAGGAAAUGACUGUGCUGUCAAACAGGCUGAGACUAUUUUCCGAGAAAUGUUUCCAGCAGAGGAGUUUUGCCCCCCACCACCGAAUCCAGAGGAUAUUAUUUAUGAUGAAGAUGAGAUUGAGCCAGAAGAGUCUGGAUUGAAUAAUUCACCAGAGACAAAGCCUGAAACCUCAGCUGAGGAGAACAGUAGUGAAGGUGGUGCUGCUGUUACAAAGGAAGAAUGAAUGAAUGAAUGAAUGAAUGAAUGAAUGAAUGAAUGAAUGAAUGAAUGAAUGAAUGAAUGAAUGAAUGAAUGAAUGAAUGAAUGAAUGAAUGAAUGAAUGAACAGUGUUCUCUUAGGAGAAGAGAAGGUUGACCCAAACUAGGACAUAAGGGAGGAGGGGUAAGAAAAAGAGGUCUUAAACCCCCAGAGAUAUGUUAUUUGCCAUUGCCUUACUUUCCUUAGCUUGGAUCAUUUUUCAUUGAUAGCUGAAACACUUCUAAACAGUCACAAGUCCACCAGAUCCACUGGGGUUUGUAGCUAAACAAAAAAAUACAGAAUGAAGCAUCUGAAUUCAAAGUGCUAAAAUAGGAUUCAUGAUUUAUUGAGAUGAUUUGGUUUUGUUUUACAUCUUGGAAGAAUCCUCCAUCUUUUCAAGAGGAAGUCAAAACUAAGCAAAAGAAACAAGUGCAAGUUUGUUUACCAGUUAGAAAAUGAUUUCUACUAAAAAUCCUUGGAUCUCUGCUAAUUUAACAGCUGAAGGUGAGGCUCACCAUCUGUCUUUCAUAGUGGCCUUAUGAAGGGAAUUUAAAGGCAAUAAUAUUGACAGUUCUGCUGUGGCUUUAUUGUAUGGUUUUGAAACUGAUGCCAUAAUCAAUCCAGAAGAUGUUCCUCACAUGGAACUAUUUUACAUUCAGAUUUUUUAGUAAGACCUAACAGAUGACACAUUUUCUCUAGUGACUUCAUUUACUGGAGUCAGGAAAACGGCAGAAUUUAAACUUAAUGCCAGAUUUCCCAGCAAAAUUCACUCAUAAAUGGAGCAUUCCUGUUACAAGCCUCCCUGGAUUUGUUGCACUGUUUGGGCCUUUAGUAAGCCAAUAGUUUCUUUUUGAAGUUUAGGGUCUGAGAAGUUAAAAUGACCAUCAGCUGAGGGGGUUUGUGGUGGAGAGAAGCUUCAACUGAUAAUUCCAAAGGUUUGUAUUGAUCCCAGUUAAUAGAUUAAAAUUAGUGUGGUAGCUGUAAACUAUGCAUUUUGUAAUGAUAAACCAUGAAGCAUUUAUACAAUAAAAUUUAUUGAACUAUUUAUAAACCUAGUUUGUAUGAAAAAAACUACAAAAUGAGAAAGCUGCUGUAAAUGACCAUGUUAAACUUGCACUUCUGCAUCAUGCUUGAAAUCAGAUAGGAAAAUUAUUUCUCAUUACUUCAAGAUUUACUUUAAAAUGCACACCCAGUAGAUCAGUAGUGUCUCUAGAGUUGAUGAGUUGGGGUUUAAACUUCUUCAUGAGGGUAGAGCCAGUUCCAGGAGUGCUUAAAUACUGUAAGUAAAUAAAAAAUGCCAUUGAGUCCUGAACAUUGAGCUCUGCCUGGCCGUGCCACAGCCAGGCUUCUGUACAGUCCCGUGGUGCCUGUGCCUGCCCUGAGCCUGGCUCCAGGCCAGAAAGGGGAAUUUAUUUAUUUUUUUACAGCAUAACUGAUACUGUUCUCUUUGUCCUGCAUCGUGCCCACUGUCCAGUCUGCAUUUCAGGGUUAGUGUUUGCACCCUGUGUUGGAUAGGUACUGGUGUGUGUGUGUGUCUGUGUGUGCCUCAUCCAGAGAAACACGUGGCUGGAAUGUUCCCAGUGUUCAGCAGCUGUAACCUCUGGAUGCUUGUGAUUGAGCAGUUAUUUAUAUAUAUAAAUAUAUCUAUUAAUAAGCAGGCUGCCUCUUCUUUUAGCUGUAACUUCUCUGUGUAUUGGGAAGCAUGAGUGUAUGAUUUUAUUUAACAUCUGCAGAUCUGUAAAAGAGCUAAGUGGAGGGACCUGUCCCUGUCUGUCUCUCAAAAACAGGGAUCACAGUUGAAUCUCUCAUCUGUGCUUACAAGAAAGUCUCUUGAUGAAAAUUAAAGGUUUGCUUGCAAGUGCA